Molecule: messenger RNA, 399 nt
Organism: Aureobasidium musti
Lineage: Eukaryota; Fungi; Ascomycota; Dothideomycetes; Dothideales; Saccotheciaceae
Source: the annotation of a GenBank genome assembly
AUGUCCGAGCCGACUGCUCCAAACGCUCCAGCACCUCUACAACCCAACGCCGCUCCCAACACUCUGACCGCAUCCGCCGCCGAACAAGGCGGUCCCAAUGCCGCUGCCCUCCAACAACAAGAACCCAACCAACCACCAGGUCCCGACGACCCAGCAACCUUCCAAGCAGCACUGAGAGAACUCGCCCGAGAUCUAGUGCUCAAAGAACAGCAAAUCGAGUACUUGAUCUCCGUCUUGCCUGGUAUUGGCGAGAGUGAAGCAAACCAGAGUCAGCGAAUCCAGGCGCUGGAANAAGAGCUACGCGAAGCUGAUGAAGAGAGGAAAGUUGCUCUGGCAGAAAGAGAGGCUAUGUUGGACAAGUUGAGUGCUCUGGCUGCAGAAUGCAAGAGGGUCUAUUGA